AAGUCAUGUAGUAUAGACAACUAGAAGAUGUUUACAAUAAAAUUAACAAGUUAGGCUUGAAGCCAAAUAAAAAUGUUUAAAAACAGAAAAUCUGAAGCACAUGCUUUUAAUUCUCAUUCCUGAAGGAGCCUUAUGGAGUCACUGAACCGGUGCAGUCGCCAGUUAUGGCUUUUCCAGUCACAGUGCAAUAGAUACAGUUCCAUUUGGAAAAUCAAGCGGUGAAGUUGUUCCAAAACAGUUUCUACCUCGUGUAGCUAUUUAUUUGUAGAUUUUGAUAAAGAACAAUGAGUGCCCCAGCAGUGGGUAUAGACCUGGGUACAACCUAUUCCUGCGUCGGGGUUUUCCAAAAUCACAAAGUUGAAAUCAUCGCCAACGACCAAGGAAACAGAACUACACCUUCGUAUGUCGCCUUUAAUGACACAGAGAGAUUGAUUGGAGAUGCCGCAAAAAAUCAGGUGGCAAUAAACCCCAAAAACACAGUAUUCGACGCCAAAAGGUUAAUCGGGCGGAAGUUUGAUGAUCCCAACGUCCAACAAGAUUUAAAGCAUUGGCCUUUCGAAGUUAUUUCCGAUGGUGGAAAGCCAAAAAUCGUGGUUGAAUACAAAGGACAGAAGAGAAGAUUUUCACCUGAAGAAAUAUCAUCUAUGGUUUUGUCGAAAAUGAAGGAAACUGCCGAGACUUACCUCGGUGGGAAAGUGAAAGAUGCAGUUAUUACAGUGCCAGCAUAUUUCAAUGAUUCUCAAAGACAAGCAACCAAAGACGCCGGCCAGAUAGCAGCACUGAAUGUCCUUCGAAUUAUCAAUGAGCCGACUGCGGCUGCGCUUGCUUACGGAUUAGAUAAAGAUCUACAAGGAGAUAAAAACGUCCUCAUUUUUGACCUCGGAGGUGGAACUUUUGAUGUUUCAGUUCUACAAAUUUCGGAAGGUUCCUUAUUUGAAGUCCGCUCAACUGCAGGAGAUACACAUUUAGGGGGCGAAGACUUUGAUUGCAGAAUGGUAGAUCAUUUUGCUCAGGAAUUCGAAAGGAAAUUCAAAAAGAAUAUCAAAGACAAUCCUAAAGCAUUACGGCGACUACGAACAGCUUGUGAAAGAGCAAAGCGAACCCUUUCGUCUAGUACAGAAGCUAGUUUGGAAAUCGAUGCAUUGCAUGAAGGAGUAGACUUCUAUUCUAAGAUCUCAAGGGCUCGUUUUGAAGAACUGUGUUCAGAUUUGUUCAGACAAACUCUUGCUCCUCUAGAGAAAGCUUUGAAAGAUGCUGGUCUUCAUACAAGAGAAAUACAUGACGUCGUGAUGGUGGGUGGGUCUACUAGAAUACCAAAAAUCCAAAGACUCUUACAGGACUUCUUCAGCGGGAAAACCCUAAAUCUUUCAAUCAACCCUGAUGAAGCGGUGGCUUAUGGUGCUGCAGUGCAGGCAGCCAUUUUGUCUGGUUCUCAAGACACCCGAUUGCAAGAUGUGUUGUUAGUAGACGUGGCUCCUUUAUCCCUCGGUAUCGAAACUGCUGGUGGUGUGAUGACGAAAAUUGUGGAUCGAAAUACCAGGAUUCCGACAGCACAGAAACAAACAUUCACCACGUAUGCUGACAAUCAACCGGCUGUAACUAUACAGGUAUAUGAGGGUGAAAGAGCUUUAACCAAAGAUAACAACCUUCUUGGGACUUUCAAUCUUACUGGUAUUCCACCUGCUCCAAGAGGUGUACCACAAAUUGAGGUCACCUUUGAUGUGGAUGCCAAUGGAAUCCUUAACGUUAACGCUGAAGACAGAAGCACUGGGCGGUCAGAGCAUAUCACUAUCUCCAAUGACAAAGGAAGACUGAGCAAGAAAGACAUAGAGAAGAUGUUACAAGACGCAGAGAAGUUCAAGGCGGAGGAUGACGCUGUUAGAAAGAAGGUGGAACUGAGGAACCAACUGGAGGGUUAUGUGUUUGGGUGCAAAACUGCAGUAGAGAAUGCAAGCAGUAGAAUAACGGCGAGCGAGCGAGAUACAGUGCUGAAGGAAUGCAACGACCAGCUGAGGUGGCUGGAGUCCAACCCUGACGCCUCCAAAGCUGAUUUAGAAAAGCAUUUAAAGGAUGCCCAGAAGGUCUGUCAACCAACUAUGAUGAAGCUUCACGGCUCGGUCGGCGCAGGAGGCCCAAGUUGCGCCAGGCCACAGAGCCCUGGAGGGCCCAGGGUCGAAGAGAUUGAUUAAAUACAACUUAUUAUUGUUC
Plodia interpunctella (Indianmeal moth) is the source of this 2208-nucleotide messenger RNA. RefSeq names its product heat shock protein 68-like. Gene Ontology annotation, cellular component: nucleus; cytoplasm; cytosol. The record is from RefSeq and is a predicted model, not a curated record. Bases 285 to 2189 code for a protein of 634 amino acids. Lineage: Eukaryota; Metazoa; Arthropoda; Insecta; Lepidoptera; Pyralidae. Gene Ontology annotation, molecular function: ATP-dependent protein folding chaperone; ATP binding. The transcript has 9 exons.